Chrysoperla carnea is the source of this 3638-nucleotide messenger RNA. It is a transcript of the gene alpha-Man-IIb, whose product is annotated as alpha-mannosidase 2. Gene Ontology annotation, cellular component: Golgi membrane. Lineage: Eukaryota; Metazoa; Arthropoda; Insecta; Neuroptera; Chrysopidae. Gene Ontology annotation, molecular function: alpha-mannosidase activity; carbohydrate binding. Gene Ontology annotation, biological process: N-glycan processing; mannose metabolic process; protein deglycosylation. The transcript has 6 exons. The record is from RefSeq and is a predicted model, not a curated record. The coding region runs from base 162 to 3638 and encodes 1158 amino acids.
UGAUCAGUGUUUCAGUGUUUUAUUUAACGAAACUAUAACAAAAUGUAAUAAAUUUUAAAUUUAAAGCCACAGACGUGUGAAUUUUAAUAACUUUUUAAUUAAGCAAAUUUUAAAACUAGUUUAUAAAUAAAAAUAAGUUUGUAAAAAGUAAAAAACUGAAAAUGAAUCUACUUUCAUUGAAGCUACAUCGGCGACUAUCACCAAGAGCGUUCGCUUUAACUGCAGUGUUAUUAACAAUUUUAUUAUGUGUUUAUUAUUCGGGUUUUACUCAAGACAUUCGACAGGGACCAUCACCUUCGGGAUCUUCAUCUCGAUCCGCGGCUGGUUUAGUUGACGAUCAACAUGAUCGUAUUGUGAGAACUGCUGUGCGUAAUAGUUUAAUAUCACAGGAUACAUCACUUGCAACCUGCCCUCGAUUAGGAAUUGAAGAGACUGAGAUUGAUACGUUAAAAGUUUUUAGGAAAUUUGACUUUCAGCCUGCAUGGGUGAAAAAUAAGGAAUACUGGGAUAAAACAUUUGAAGAUCGAUGGAUGCAACUUGCAGCUGAUAAGGCGAGAAUUCAGAAGUUCCCAUUAAAAGUAAUAAUCGUUCCACAUUCACAUAACGAUCCAGGAUGGUUACGAACAUACGAACAAUAUUUUUAUUAUGAAUCAAAAGACAUUUUAAAUAAUAUGAUAAAAAAAUUAAAUCAACAUCCAAACAUGACAUUCAUAUGGUCAGAAAUAUCAUUUUUAAGUAUGUGGUGGGAUCAAGCACAUCCAACAAAACGAAAAGCUUUUAAGAAAUUGAUUGAUGAAGGUCGUAUUGAGAUUACAACUGGUGGAUGGGUGAUGACUGAUGAGGCCACUAGUCAUAUUUAUGCUAUGGUCGAUCAACUUAUAGAAGGUCAUCAAUGGCUCCAAACAAAAUUAAAUUACAAACCAAAAACCGGAUGGUCAAUAGAUCCAUUUGGUCAUGGCAGCACAGUACCAUAUUUAUUAUCCGUAUCUGGUAUAACUGGUACAAUUAUACAACGUAUACAUUAUGCAUGGAAACAAUGGCUUGCAAAGAAUCAAUAUGGUGAUUUCUUAUGGGUACCACAAUGGAAAUCACAUACAUCAAUUAAUGAACGCGGUUCAAUUUUAACACAUAAUCAACCGUUUGAUAUAUAUUCAAUAAAACAUAGUUGUGGACCACAUCCAUUUAUCUGCUUACAUUUUGAUUUUCGUAAAUUAGCUGGCGAAUACACCGAACAAUCAGCGAAAGCUGUUGAAAUUGAUCAAAAUAAUGUUGAACGUAAAAGUAAAACAUUAUUAGCGCAAUAUUCACGUACAGGUUCACUUUUUCCACACAACGUUGUGCUAAUGCCUUUAGGAGACGAUUUCCGUUACAAUAAUGAAAUUGAAUGGGAUCAACAAUAUACAAAUUAUAAAAAAAUCAUGGAUUUCAUUAAUACACAUUCGCAAAGUUUUGAUAAUGCUGAAAUUGUAUUUGGCACACCAAAAGAUUAUUUCGAAGAGAUUGCUAAACGUUAUACAAAAUAUCCAAAAUUGAAAGGUGAUUUCUUCGUAUAUUCGGAUAUAUUCUCAGAAGGACGUCCUGCCUACUGGUCUGGAUAUUAUACAACACGACCAUUUGUCAAAUUAUUAGAUCGACAAUUAGAACAUAAUUUACGUAAUGCAGAAAUUUUAUUUACAAUUGCGCUUAAUAAGGCAAAAGAACAUCAUAAAUCCGUGAAAAUAUUCGAUCGAAAAUAUGAGAAAUUGAUAAAAGCCCGACGUAAUUUAGGAUUAUUCCAACAUCAUGAUGCAAUCACUGGUACAAGCAAAUUUAAUGUAAUGAAAGAUUACAGUCAGAAAUUAUUUGAAAGUAUUCAGGAUACUAUGACAUUACAGCAAGAUGCAAUACAAUCGUUACUUUCAAAUGAUAUUGGUUUACCACCAACGGGAGCUAGUGAUUCAACAAAAUUUGUAAUACUUAGUAAUUUAGAAUACGAAUCAAACGACCGACCUCCACGAAUGGUACCAAUUGCUUUGGAUACAAAUACAAAAUAUAUUGUGUUAUUUAAUUCGUUAGGUCAACAUUUGGAUCGGGUAGUGACACUAAAAACGACAACGGUUGACAUCAAAAUCACCGAUGCACAUCAUAAACCAAUUAUGUAUCAAAUCAAUCCUGUUUGGAAUGCUACUAGUCCACGAAAUUUACAUAUUAUUGAUAAUGAAUUCGAAGUAGUAUUUAUUGCAAAAUUACCAGCGUUUAGUCUAGUAACAUUCCUGAUUGAUUCAAAAAGUAUGAAUCCUGAUUUAAAAAAACGUUUAGCAACCAUUUAUUGCGAUGUUUGUAAUAAAGAUGAAAAGACUGAUAAGAAAAAUAAUAAUAUUUUUAAAAUUAAAUCUACUCAACCAGGUGAUAUUCAGUUAGAAACAUCAAAAUUACGAUUAUUAAUUGAUGGAACUUCUGGUUUUCUAAAAUCGGUUCAUCAAAAAGAUACACAACGUACAGUACAAUGUCAAUUACAAUUUUCUGCAUACCCAAGUGCCCAAUUUCACUCAGGUGCAUAUUUAUUUAUGCCAGAUCCAAAUUCAGCAGAUACAGAAAAGGAUGUUUUAGGUCAAUACACUAAUGAUAAAACAAUCAUAAUUACAUCUGGUCCCGUUUCAAGUGAAUUAUCUGUAAUGUAUGGGCCAUUUUUAAUCCAUACAAUACGUAUUUAUCAUAACCACGAUUCAAUAUUAUCGUCUGGAAUUUAUAUUGAAAACGAGGUCGAUUUUGAAAAACCACCGAAGAAUCGUGAAACUGAAUUCUUUAUGCGUAUCGUAUCCGAUAUACAAAACAAUGAACCACCGGAAUUUUAUUCCGAUUUAAAUGGAUUCCAAAUGCAAAAACGUGUGAAAGUACAACAAAUUGGUAUCGAAGGUAAUUACUUCCCAAUUACAACAAUGGCAUACAUUGAGGACGAGUCUAUGCGAUUAAGUUUAUUGACAAAUCAUGCACAAGGGGCUGCUAGUUGGCAACAAGGAAACCUGGAAGUUAUGUUAGAACGUCGAAGUUUAUAUGAUGACAUGCGUGGUAUGGGAGAAGGUCUUGUCGACAAUGUACGGACAAACACUAAAUAUUGGUUGCUCUUAGAACAAUUAAAUUCAAUCGAUAAAAAUGAAAAUAGUGAUAAAAUUAAAGAUAUUUUACGUAAUUUUAAUUCAGAUGCAAGUAAUGAUGAUGACAAAUUUAGUCGACCAUCUUUAUUUGCAAAUACAGUUAGUAACAUGCUCAUAUAUCCGGUGAAUGUGUUCACUAUUGAAGGUGCAACUGAUUAUUUAUUACGUAAUAAGUAUGUCAAUUUGUUAGAGAAAUUCCCAUGUGAUGUACAUUUAAUGAGUUUUCGUACAUUACCCGAUCAAAAUUUUGCACAUUUUCCAUCAACUACAGCAUUAAUGGUACUUCAUCGACAAGGACAUGACUGUUCAAUUAGUGUUCCUGAUUUAGCAUGUGAUUCGUAUAUAUUUGAUGGAAACACCCUAGCAAAUCUACGUAUCAAUACAGUAGAGAAGACCUCAUUGACAGGGUUGCACACGGAAUCAUUCAUUACAAAUAUGAGUAACUUGAUAUUGGAUCCAAUGAGUAUAACUACUUUACAAGUUACAUUUAAAAGUGAAAAAUAG